CAACAACACGACACUCCAGAGCUCUAUUUACCCAUUUUAUCAAAAGCCGAGAGUAUUGCGACUGGGUUUCUACUAUUGCCUCUCAAUACCUUUCUUUUCUUUGUCAUUUUGCCGCAUUGCCCCACCCCUCCCUCCUCGAACACCCCGCAACGCUCUCCCGCCUCACGAACAUCAGCGAAACGAAUGGAAGUUAGAAUUCAAGAUAAUAUUAUACUUGAUCAAAAUACCUACACACAUUCCGGAAGCCGUCAGACAUAUUCAAAGCACCGCACGCACAGUACGAGAGCGAACCUUGGAUAAUCUACCAGACAGCGUCGUUGUUGGAAGUCGAUAUCAUCCAAUAUGGCCUCGCAUGUGGUGGUAAUAGACACCACCCUUCGGAGAUGUACUGUUAAAGUCACGCCUGGCAAAUUUAUGACGGAGGUAUUGGAUGAAGCAUGUGGAAAAUGGGGCCUCAAAUCUAGCAACUAUGGUCUUAAGAACAACAACAAGCCCGUAGAUCUCUCAAGAACCUUCCGGCAAACAGGUCUUGCAUCUGGGGCAAAACUCGAACUCGUUCUUGCGUCGAAAUCACCCUCCGUAGUCUCCGUCGCCCUACAAGUACCAGAGUCACUAGGGGUCCCCGGUGGAAGGUUGAUGGACAAAUUUCCAAGUGAUACUACAUUAUGGCUUGUCCUUCGGAAGUUCGAAUCGAGUGAAGGGAGGAAUUUAAAUUUCACUGGUAGAGGAGUCACGGAAAUAGCGAAUGGAGCGUCUGGUGCUGGACGAGUCUUCUAUGAGAUGCCUAUUCUGAACGUCAUGGGUCGAGAACUAUCAACAUUUGGGGAUCUACAGAAGACGCUGGCCCAGCUUGGCUUUAAUGGAGGAAGUGUUUUAAUCAGACUCAAUUUUAAGAAGACGGAACAGCCUCUGGAGGAAGCUAUGGCGGAGAUUGGGCAGUAUUUCAAAGAAGAAGCAGCCGCAGCCGCGAACUCAGAUGUUGGAAAGUCUGAGGCUGCUCCAGUAGAAGGUGUGGAUACACUCAACAGCUCCGAAGGCAAAGACGUGGAUAUGCUUUCGCAAGAUACCACCUCCCAGUCAGGAUCCCAAAAUUUGACCCCUCAAUCAGAACCGGUAGAGGCUCCAUCGGAUCAACCUGUACCAGAGACUUCGUCACCUCAACAACCAGUUCUGGGUCCCAACGAACGACCCAUACAAAUCUAUUCCGCGCCAUCUUCAGACACGCCGAGGGCUGCUCUCGUACCACAUGAUGAAAUGGACUACGAACCCAGCAUUGCGCACGCCAAACAACACCAGGCACUCCUGCAAAAUAAUGCACAAAAUAAACGCCUAUUAUCCGACGCGGAGAUUGAACGACUUGAAAAUGAGAGAGCCGCAAAGCUGGCUACUACCAAGCAAGUGACUCUGAAGAUCCGUUUCCCGGAUCAAAGCAGUGUCGUCUCCACCUUCACAGCCGAUGAUACGCCCGCUCAGCUCUAUGACUAUGUUACAAGUCUUAUUGCAGCCGAGAACCAACCAUUCAAACUUGUGUACAAUGAAGGGAAGGGGCCGCAAGCCGUUCCGAGAGAUGGGACGAAGAAACUAAUCAAGGAUCUGGGAUUCAGGGGGCAGAUACUGAUAAAUUUCCUUUGGGAGGAUGGAGCAAGUGAAAGCGCCAGGAAGGAACCGGUAUUGAAAUCUCAAUACGCUCAGAAAGCGAAGGCCGUGCCUAUUCCGGAGCCCGCCGUCGCAGAUGGUCCGGAGGAAGAGGCAGAGCCAAGCGUCGAUAAAGGAAAGGGGAAGGAGACUACAGGUACGGGUGGAGAGGGCAAGAGUAAAGGAAUGCCAAAAUGGUUUAAGCUGGGGAAGAAAUGAGGCAAAAAUGGGUGAGUAGAUGUCAUUACGAGGCUAUAAAGGGUUCGGCCGUGGAGGAUGGCUCUUGUUUUGCAUUUUCGGAACGGAGUUCAUAGCGAGGAGUUUUUGCCCCUGGGAUUUACCCACUGUAGAAGAUUGUCCAUCGGUUCAAACUGAGGAGCGGA
Amorphotheca resinae ATCC 22711 is the source of this 2018-nucleotide messenger RNA. RefSeq lists its product as hypothetical. NCBI's taxonomy places the organism in Eukaryota, Fungi, Ascomycota, Leotiomycetes, Helotiales, Amorphothecaceae. The coding region runs from base 343 to 1854 and encodes 503 amino acids. Gene Ontology annotation, molecular function: protein binding. The record is from RefSeq and is a predicted model, not a curated record. The transcript has 2 exons.